CAUUGGCCGCGGUGAGACUGUGGGGUGGGAGAAGCCUAUGCUAAACGCUGCUUCGUUUUCAAAUUACAAAUAAGGAAAACAACAGUGGCCCAUUCACGAUUCGAGACUCAUACCAGGAAAUAUCAAGAAAUACAUCCACGCCUGGAAAUUCGAAAGAAAGGAAACGUUAUUUGACUUUGAACUAAGGAGACCAACGACUGGCGAGACAGACGUUGGAGAAUAUACGCAACUAGUAGCCUUGUGUAGUUUUAUUUUUUAGGCGGAAUGCCUGCAGGUUACUCCGUACGCAGGAGACACUAAAAGCGUUCAAUUGCUUUUACAACUCUUGAAUUGUCCUUAAGAAUCUGAAGAAAUAAUAUUAGGGUUAACUAUGGGCUGGAUUUUGUGCACCAUUGUCCACAUUUAGUAAUAUACGGAAUUAGGUUUAUCCAACCCACCGAUUUCCUUCCUAAAUUGUAAAGGCUACGGUAUUGAUCCUUUAUAUGGCAUCAACUGAAUAGAGAACAAAACCAGUGUCUACCGCCGGAGUAAAUUAGUGAUUUAGGCUAUAUAGGCAGGUCAGUGCAGGACAGAUUCGCGGAACUUUAUAUGUAGAACGAUAGAGUUUUGGGGUCAUUGUAGCUUAAGUCUGUAUAUGUUAUCAAAGCUGAUCCUCUUGGACUUCUUCUGAGACUGCUCACCAACCAUUCUUUUGAGAAUCGCCUCCGCAGUCUCUUGGAUGCGUCGGGAAGGGAUAAUAGGUUGGGUCGCCGAGGCGGAGUUAUAGGGGCAUGUCGUCAUUGUGAACAAAAGCUAUCUGAAGGUGAUAAGUGAAAGGAAUACACGCGCUUCUCUAGUUUAACCUAGGCUACUUUACUAUCUCACGGAACGUGAACGGAGGGCAUCGCGCGGGCUGCUGGCUGGGCGACCUUUCUUCACAGUGGAAAAGAUUUCACUCUCAAAGGGACUGUAUAGGAGCUUCCGUCCCACGGUAGUUGGUCAACUGCCACUCGUUUUUUGCAACGAACCUUUGCGACCCGAGACGGAUUAUAGGCUCCUAUAACAUUAUCUUUGUGGGACUGCAGACAAUGGGAAUCCGUACGCUCCUUAUUGCGUGUUCGGUGCUUGCUGGAGUGGGCCUGGCCCAGAGGGUCGUGACGGUGCAGAGUGGGCCGCUGGUACGGACGGAGGGCUCCCACGUGACCAUCUGGUGCAACGUGACUGGCUAUAAGGAGGGGGUGGAGCAGGACUUUGAGUGGUCCAUGUACCUGACGUCGGUGCCAGACCGGGAGAUCCGUAUCGUCAGCACGGCCCAGUCGAACUAUGCCUACGCCGUGUACGCCCAGCGCGUCAACAGCAAGGAGAUCUACGUGGAGCGCCUCAGUCAGGAUUCGGCCCUGCUCCACAUCGCCAAGGUGCAGACCAGAGACCAGGGCCUCUUCGAGUGCUACACCCCCAACACCGAUGGCCAGUACUUGGGCUCCUACAGUGCACGCACCAACCUCACAGUCAUCCCCGACUCCCUGUCCGUUACCGCGGCAGCCCAGACCCUCUCAGAGGUAGAAGGCAACACCCUCCAGCUCACCUGCGAGGUCUCCAAGACAACCGCCCAGCACACACACCUGUCGGUGGGCUGGUACCUACGCUCAACCGAGGAUGCGGCGGCUCCAUCCCAAGAGCUGAUCACCUUAUCACGGGAUUUCGUGCUGCGCUCGGGAGGGCCUUACAGGCAGAGGAUGGCUUCCGGGGACCUGCGAUUGGACAAGACCAGCGCCACUGCAUACAGGCUGACCAUUCACAUGCUGCAGCCAGUGGACCAGGGCCUGUUGUACUGCCAGGCGUCUGAGUGGAUACAGGACCCAGACGGAAGCUGGUUUGCCAUGACCCGCAAACAGGGGGAGAAGACACAGCUACGCAUCCAACCCACUGACCGUGACUUCAGCAUACAGGUGAAUGUGGAGCGUCGCUCCUUCACAGCAGGUGAGCCCCUGGAGCUGCGCUGCACCAUAGAGGCCCAAAGCGUUGCCGAGCGCUUCUUCUCCGUGUCCUGGGUGUUCAGCAGCUCGCCGCUUGCCCUCAUCGGACCCAGCGCCGUGCCUGUCCUGGGGCCCAACUAUGUGGCCCGUGAGGCCGCCGGUCACAUGACCAUCCGCAAAGAGGCUCCCAACGUGCACCUGCUGAAGCUGCAGCGCCUUCGCCCCGAGGAUGCUGGGAAGUACCUCUGCCGUGUCAUCGAGAGGGAGAGGACACCGACAGGAGAUUUUAUCGACCGCAGCAAGAGGUCCCGUAAUGUACAGAUCACCGUCCAGCCCCUCCAAAGCAACAUCACCAUCUCCUUGUCCACAAACUCCUCCGAAGUUCAGGAGGGGGGCGUGGUCCAGUUCACCUGUACUGCCCGCUCCUACACCGGCCCUCUCUCCAUGGGCUGGCAGUGGACCGACCAGUCGAGCUCUGAACCUGCCCAGGACCUGGCCACAGUGGACCAGGACGGCAGCGUCCGACCCGGCCCUCGGUACAUGGAACGAGCCAGCUACGGGGAGGUGCGGGUUGAGCGCGUCCGUCCUGCCACCUUCAUCCUGUCUCUGUACAACGCCGGGCCCGGGGAUGAGGGUCAGUACCGCUGCUCGGUGUCGGAGUGGCUUCAGACCGGGACCGAACCAGAACUGAGUUGGGAGAAGAUAGGAGAGAAGUCUGCCACCAAGAGCGUCACCGUCAAGACUGUCGAAUCUUCCUUUGUUGUGUCUGCCUCGUCACGAACGCCCAGCGUGACCUAUGGUGAAUCGUUCGACCUCCAGUGCCUGGUCAAGCCUCGCCACAACCCCCGUGUGCCUGCCUCCGUCACCUGGCGCUUCCUUCCUGCCUCGGCCGGCGAAGGGACCGAGUUCCGUGACCUGGUGACCUUCACACGAGAGGGAACCCUCCAAUGGGGCGAGCAGCUACUGGGCCUGGGCACGCGCACCACUGUGGACCGUUCCCAUACCAAUACCAACUUCCGCCUGUCUAUCACACGGGCAGGAAGGCGGGAGGCGGGGACUUAUCAAUGCUCCGCCCAGCUAUGGAGAAGAAACUAUGAUGACACCUGGAGUAAGAUCGCCAACCGCACCUCCAACCUGCUGGGGAUCAGUGUUCUACAGCCUGUGAACAAGCUGCGGGUCCAGAAGUCCAACCAGUCUCUGGUCUACCUUGAAGACAGCAGAGUCCGCGUCAACUGCUCCGUCACAUCCCAGACCAGCUCCGACUCCCAGCAUGCUGUGUUGUGGUACGUGCGGCAUGCGGCGGGGGCGGAGCAGGACGAGCUCCUCCUGAGGAUCGAGCGUUCCGGUGCGUUCCAGUACGGGGCCUACGCCGACGAAGAGUGGCUUCGCCGGCGUGUGCAGGCCGAGCGCCUGUCUCCACACAUGUACGCACUGACAAUGAACAGGGCAGAGGCCAGCGACUCCGGAACCUACUACUGCCUUGUGGAGGAGUGGUUGACCGACCCUGAAGGAGCUUGGUAUCGGCUGGCUCGAGACUCUUCUGGCUACACUCAUGUCCUCGUCCAACAGCCAGAGGUGCGCCUGCAGAUAGAGGAGGCGGAGUCUAAUGUGACAGUACACGAGGGUGGUCCUUUCCGUCUGGGCUGUAGCAUUCUGUCCCAGUCCUCCCGGGAUUCCCGCUUCUCUGUGUCCUGGUAUGUCCAGCGUUCCUCUGUAGGCCCCGAGGAGGAGGAGGAGGGUGAGGAAGAGGGGGAAGAGGAGGAGAAGGAGUGCGUGUUCUCCAUCGGCCAUGACGCUGUGUUUGGGAAUGGGAACUGCAGCCCAGCGGAGGAGGAGGGGCCAAACUCCCGUCUUCAGUUUGAGAGGACGAGCUCGGACCUGUAUAGUCUGGUCAUCCAGGUGGCGCAGCCUAGUGAUGCGGGCCGGUAUUACUGCCAUGUGGAGGAGUGGCUUCUGAAUCCCCGCAAUGCCUGGUAUCGCCUGGCGACCAAUAAUUCCGGGGUGACCCUCAUCAACGUGCAGCAGCAGGUCUCGACCCUGCAGUCGGUGGUGUGCUCCAAUGACUCUCUCUUCUAUUUCGUCUUUUUCUACCCGUUCCCUAUCUUUGGGAUCCUGCUCAUUGCCGUGCUCCUGGUUCGCUACAAAAGCCGCAACAACAGCAAGAGCCAGGAGGGCAAGAAUGGCGCCCCCUUGCUGUGGAUCAAGGAACCGCACCUCAGCUAUUCCCCAACCUGUCUGGACCCACCUGCUCUCAGCCUGCACCCUGGCUCUGUGGAAUAAAACAAAUGCGACCACAAAUGUGCACACAUACUGCGGACCAGAUCAAUUCCAAACCAUGAAGGGGCUUUUAGCUCUCCUCUGGACCUCAUCUGGCCUAUAACCAUUGUGUUCAAUUAGUCAAUCAACCAAAUCAAUGAAAACAUGUUAACCCCGCUCUAUUCACCGUGGCUGUGAUUGGAUAUACUGUAUUUACAGCAAACGUGCUGUGUGUGUGUGCCUGUGUGUGUGCCUGUGUGAGUGUGUGUGUGUGUGUGUAAAGGGCAAACGGAUGUGUGCGCUAUUUCGUUUGUAAGAGAGACGUCUAGAGAGUGUGCCAAUAUGAACACUUGUUUAUAACCUCGUCCUUUUAGUCUUCUUUUCCCCCUCAAAAUGAUCUCCUAGUUCCUAGCCUGUUGUGUUUCCUCUCUCCUAACAGUUGUCGGUUCUUCACUACAUGUGUAUAUCAACGACAGCUUGUGUGGACAAUUCUAGGAACUCUGGUACUGUAUCAAAACGUCUAAGGAUGAAGUUUUACUCUGGAUCUGAAUUCUGAUCAGCCACUUCUCGCCCCCGGACUUUGUUACCUUGAGGACAGCUCUGCUACCAUUGACUCUGGAUCCGUUGUCUCCUGCACAAAGACUUGCUGUAGGCUGAGAUGAGGUGCGUGUGUGUGUGUUAGAGAGGGACGGUAGAGAAAUGGGAGAAAGAGACAGUAUUUGUUGAGCUCACUUGUUUGCCCUAGCAGACAUGAAGAGAGACGUGGCAAGAGACUUGUACACAUACAUGCACAAAUCUUAAAUGUGGCUGCUUCCCUAUUCUCCUCCUCUCCAGAAAGGGAGAGGGAAGGAGGGAUGGAAGGACUGAACUGCUUUAUCCCACUGUGGAAAAACCUGAGGGAAGAUCUUCUUACUCCUUUCUGUCCUCUGCUACCAAUGGCUGAGGUCUAUAGCAUGGGCGGCAAAGCCGAUUGGCUCAGAAGCAAGCUGUAAAAAUGGCUGCCGACCUCCUGUUGAGGGAUUAUGGGACAGAAAGGGCGAUAUGUACGCUUCUGUUAAAUCUGUUGAUUUGUUCUGCAUAAAUGUAUUGACACAGUGGGAAUUAUGUGCUGAAAAGAAAAUAGAUUCUCACACAUUUUAUACGUUUCACAAAUAUUACAUCCUUCUACUGUCUGUAAAAUAUAUGAAUUGAUCCUACAGAAUUCUACUAAGUCGCUAGAGAUCACUGCUAGAAAUGAAUGCACUGGAGCGGUGGUACAGAGACACACUCUGCUGAAUCUUUUUGGACUUUGCUUAUGAGAAGAAAGAAUAACUUAACAGUAAUGUUAUAGACAGUACAGAAAAAUGUUUGUUUUAGGUGUUUUCUUAUUUAUUUAUGUGAUACUAUUGCUUUUUUAUUUAAUUUUUUUUACAAUUCGUAUUUGCUCUGAAAUUCCUUAAGGACUGCAAUGCUGAUGUUGCCAGGCAACCGAGUCAAACAAAUCAUUCGCCUGUGCUUUGUGUCAAUGGCAACCCAACAACUGGUGGCGACGUAGUAGAUGAUGAGUAGAAAUGCUAGAUGUGUCCUCAGAGCUGUUCCACAAAAGGUUUCAUUCAUUCAGGACUCAGUGGAACACUUUAGAAGUGCUUAUAGACAUGUGCAAAGAUGCCUAGCCGCUUUACAUACAGUGUAAUGUACAGUUACACACAGCCACACACUAACAUGGAGCCUCUGCUAGUUUAGUUUAUUUAUUGAAGAGUGCUGUGUGUGUAUCACUAGUUAGGAUGUCUGAGCUGUGUGGAAGCCUAGGAAGGACUGAGACUGCCCUCUCUGUCCAGCAGUUUUGAACUGGGAAUUGGAGAAGUGUAACAUUCCCGUGUCGGACGUCGAAACUAACCCUGUCACUGCCAGACUGACAAAAACCUUGUCCUUCUCUUCUCAACAAUCGUGUCAAAGUGUAUAUUUGCAUGACAGUGUUGCAGGAGGUGUUCUAUGUUUUAUAAACUUUUGAACUCA
Osmerus eperlanus (European smelt) is the source of this 6206-nucleotide messenger RNA. RefSeq names its product immunoglobulin superfamily, member 3 (gene igsf3). Bases 1068 to 4235 code for a protein of 1055 amino acids. Lineage: Eukaryota; Metazoa; Chordata; Actinopteri; Osmeriformes; Osmeridae. Gene Ontology annotation, cellular component: membrane. The transcript is spliced from 9 exons. The record is from RefSeq and is a predicted model, not a curated record.